ACUACACACCCCAGGCCAUCCGUACAAAUCCUCAACCUUAUUUACCUAUUCUCUCAUCUUUUUGCGACGUUGUCAUUUUCCGAACUACGCCAGGGAGCACACCUAGAGAAGAAGGAGAAUACCUACAAGACCCAAAAAGAAUAGAACAUGAGCUUGCGGUCAAUACUAAGCGGCGGCCGAGUAAAAAAGCCAAAACCAAAGCCGAAGCCGUCAGCUUCGCCACGAAAGAACAGCGGGACGAGUAGCCCCCGCAAGUCUGCCGGCGGCAGCAGCAGCAGCACCAGCGCCAAGAGGAAUUCUAUAUCGCACGCCCAAGAUGAUGAUGACGACGAUGACGACUUCUUCCACGACAGGCUCGACGACGCAGGGCUCGUCGCGGCGCUGGCGACGGACAUGUCGCUGCGCGACGUCGUCCAGGCCAUAAAGUACACCCGCAGCCGCAUGUUCGGCCCCGUCCCCACGGAGGCGGCCGGCAUGAACUCCACGCGCAUCGCCGAGGUGCUCAAUUACCGCAGAGCCAUGCCGGGCAUAGUGACAACAUCGCACUUACACGCCCUCCUCGCCUCGCCCACGGCGGUGGAGCGCGAGGUCGCAGAGUUGCAGCGCGGCGGAGCGCUGCGCAAGAUCUACGUGCAACGCCGCGGCGGCCUGGGCGAGGCCCUGAUCCAGACGUCUGAGCUGGAGGACAUGAUUGCAAAAUCGGCGGAGCUGGACGACGACGCGAGGUCCGCCUACGUCAAGUUCCUGAGAGAGAACCCUCUGGCGCAGACGAUGCCGCGACUGGCUUGCGGCGGCCAUAAACAGGCCGAUGCCCUGGUGCGGGCCGGGUUCUUGACAUCCAGCAUACAUCCGCAGCACGUAAAUACACCUUUAAUGAACUUACACUUGCGCCCCGAAGACCGCGGUAGCUUGAUGAGCAUUCAAGCGGUCUCCCGCGCAGCAUCCGGAAGCUUCGACGCCGUUGGCGGACAAGGAGGAAUACACGCCGCGGGUGGUGGGGGAGAGGCGCCGCGUCUAUCCCGCGGCGCCGCCGCCGACGCGUCAUCCUAUUCGGGGGCCGAAUUCACCAUCGCGGUUCCCGGUAACGGGUCGUUUCUAAAACUGACCGCCGCCGCUGUGGAGCACCUGGCCCAUCUCCUGUCCAAGUCGCAAUUUAGGGAGAUGCCCGUGUCUAUGCUCCGGGAACGGUGGGAGGGUGGCGUAGCCCGUGACGAGGCACGCCUGGCAAGGAGGGCCAGGGGAGAAUUCGCCGGCGUGCUGCCGGGGAGGACUAAACGAUGGAAGGAGUUUUACGGUUUGGAGUUCAACUGGGUGUUGGAGGAAGCCAUGGGCGCCGGUGUUGUGGAAGUCUUUGAGACACGGAGCGUAGGUAGGGGAGUCCGCCUGCUGUGAUACAGUGAUCGUGGGUGAGACCUCGGAGUCCGUGUACGUCGUCUGCUGCAGCGGGGGAAAGGUUUUAAGCUUGAUACCGUGGAAAUCCCAAAUGUUCUUCGACCAGUCGUUAGCGACUAGAGACACAACGUUGGGAACAUCGGCGUCGAUGAAACCUGCCUCUUGACAAGCUGCCGUGUCGCUUAGCCCCCCAUCACGUCAACUUGACUGGGAUGUCAUGGCCGCCUCCUGGCAUGUUCGUCCAAGG
Messenger RNA from Colletotrichum scovillei, 1639 nucleotides. RefSeq lists its product as uncharacterized. The coding region runs from base 148 to 1392 and encodes 414 amino acids. Gene Ontology annotation, molecular function: protein serine/threonine kinase activity. The transcript has a single exon. The record is from RefSeq and is a predicted model, not a curated record. Lineage: Eukaryota; Fungi; Ascomycota; Sordariomycetes; Glomerellales; Glomerellaceae. Gene Ontology annotation, biological process: protein phosphorylation; positive regulation of Ras protein signal transduction.